Messenger RNA from Durusdinium trenchii, 1270 nucleotides. NCBI's taxonomy places the organism in Eukaryota, Dinophyceae, Suessiales, Symbiodiniaceae. The record is from the annotation of a GenBank genome assembly.
UUGGCUAGAACGGGGGAGCGUGCUCUUGAGCUGCACAAAUGCUGGGCAGGUCAAGAUGUACGGCUUAUCAUUGGGGGAAACCGAUGAUGAGGAGGACUUCUCCGCUGACAGUGGAUGGAUUCCAUGGUUUUGUGCACUAAAAGGGCACGAGCUUUUUGCAGAGGUGGAAGAGGAAUACGUUCGGGACAACUUCAACCUGUACGGCUUAAGGCAGCGAUUCCAGUUCUACGAGCACGCGCUUGAGAUGAUUUUGUCCUCCGAGGCACCGGAGGAUGAUGAUCUCGCGGACUCCGAGUUCCUGGAGAUCUACAGGGAUGCCAGUGACCUCUAUGGUUUGAUCCAUGCCCGGUACAUCGUUUCUCCACGGGGUCUUCAGGCCAUGCGUGAGAAGUACCUCAAAGGGGUCUUCGGAACCUGCCCAAGAGUGCUUUGUGACCGACAACACACACUGCCCAUGGGUCUCUCCGAGGAACUCCGUGCAGCACAGGUCAAGAUCUUUUGUCCCAAAUGUGAACAGGUCUACACGGCUAAAAGCAAGUACAGAGAACUGGAUGGAGCGUUUUUUGGCAUGUCUUUUCCACAGAUCUUUCUGCAGACUUAUCCCACCCUGACGCCUUUAGAGUUGCCGAGGCCUUUUGUUCCUCGGGUCUUUGGCUUUCGAAUUCACAAGCAAAAGUCGCUAAUUGCUGUCAAGGAGCAGAAGGAUAGGAAGGAGAGAGCCAAGUCCAGUGUUUGGGAAGAGGAUGAGAACCAUGGAUGAGACGAGCCUGCAGAAGGCAACUCAAAAGCUGAAUCUGAGUUGGAGCCUGGUGGGAAAUAGAAGCUCUUUCACCUCUGGCAGCAUUCAGUUCUGAUAGCAUCCGAAGAACGACAAUGGUUUUCAGUUUGUUCUCUUGUCCCAACUGGCUUUGAACCUCAAGUAUUUUGUGGCAUGGUGCAAAGUUAUGUCCCAAGCCUUCUGCUAAGACCAAUGCAGCGCGAACAGACGCCGUGUCUUGUUGCACCUGGGCACGAAGUGUAGUGUAGAUAGUUUGGAGAUCUCGAGUUUCUUGAAUACAGUUUGCAGGCAGAGAUGGUCAUGUGAUGACGUGUACAUGUAGCAAAAAGCUGGUGAUCGCUUCGGACUCAAGUUGAUACGAAACGAAUCAAAAGAACGUCAAAGACAUGUCAGAAACAUCAUGGGUUCUUUGCCUAACUUCACACAAUUUGACGUCAAAGUGCGAAGCUCACUCGCUCUGAGCCUUCGUGGCCCAAGUUCCAAUCAAUGCUG